This is a messenger RNA of Aspergillus steynii IBT 23096, 1836 nucleotides long. RefSeq lists its product as uncharacterized. The record is from RefSeq and is a predicted model, not a curated record. The transcript has a single exon. Lineage: Eukaryota; Fungi; Ascomycota; Eurotiomycetes; Eurotiales; Aspergillaceae. The coding region runs from base 1 to 1836 and encodes 611 amino acids.
AUGGCGUUUCGUCUACCACCUCAGGCGCCUCGCCGUCAGCGCUCCUAUUCCACCUCUCUACCUCCGCCCGCCCUCGAUCCUCCCUCUACUCUCUCGCAACUGCCCGAAUCCGACUCCGCAGAAUGGGUGCUCUUCUCCCCGACUCAGCCCUCCACCACCGCCCGCACUCACACGACCUCCACCGAUCGCACCCAACGAACCGUAGGAGCCUCGCGCCUCAGUGACUUUGGCUCCUUUGGGACACCCACUCGCUCCGCCUGGGACCAGGACAACGAAGAAGAAGAAGAGGAUGAGGCUCUGGAGGAGCCGUUGGAUGAGGACGGAACGGAACUGGAUAGCCUGGACGACGGUCUGCAUGCGUUCCGGGCUCCAUCCUUAAAUCAGGACCCCUCCGCAGGGCUCGAUCAAGGAGCUCCGGCUCUGUUGCCGACGCAUGAUGGACUAGGGAGUUUCCAGGCAUCUAGUCGGCCGGUGCAGGAGCAGCUGUGGCAGCAUGAGCACUAUAAUCCGAAUCGGAGGACCGACCUAUCACUCCGGCGACGUUCGAGUGUUCAACGGCAUUUGGAUUCCUUCGCAGAUGAGGGUCCGACCGAUGUCGAGCGAGAGCGCUGGCAGCGGAUCGAGAAGUGGAGGAUGGACCAGAGCCGGGCGCUCUUGCAGGAGAUCGAGAAAGAGACGCGGAGACGGCGCAACAGCCGCGUGAGCAACCUCAGCGAUCAGCUUGUCUCACCUGAAACUGCAGAUGUCCUAGCUGGGGUGUCAGACGUACCUAGAGAGAAUGUGGCUUCAACAACGGAGCCAGAAGGCAGCGAGGAUGAAUCUCUUUGGCGCCGUAUUACCCGCAAAGUCAUCCGAGACUUGAUUGGUAUCGAUGAUUCAUUGCUGUCCGUGAUCUUCGGAGAGUCCCUGCCAUCCACCGACAAUGAAGACAAGGACUCCUCGGCCAGCACAGUUUACGAUUUGAACCGAGACAAGGCACUGGCACUAGAGCUGGACUCCGUACCUGACGACCAUAGUCUCUGGCAGACCAAACUCCUCCAGCGUAUCGCACAUGAACUCGGGGUCCUAGUUCACCAACUGUGUGAACACCCGGGCGCUUUUACAACCUAUCUUAACCUCUCUAAUGAUAUCCCGAACCAGUACGCCGGGAUGCCUCUUGGGCGUCUACCAGAAGAAGAUACCACGCAACCCCAACCGGGAACGGCAGCGCUCCCAAACUCCAUGAUGACAACGAGUGAUCGUGAUUCAGCGGUAUCGCCACAGUUCUCUCCCACUCUCCGUGACCCCAGCAGCAGUCGGGAACAUGCCGCUCAGUGGGGCAUCGAAGAUGACGACACAAAUCGCUCCGCUGCUGAGCCGUUAUCGGAGUCUUCCCGCCUUCACCAAGAGAAAGAGUAUUGGGAGCGAGAGCUCGACGUGAUGAUGGUCUUCCGCUAUCUCCGCAACCGAUUCAGCCGUCGAAACAGCAACCCCGACAAUCACCACGCUGCCUCGCGUCGACCCCAACAAGAUGCCUCCCGCCGGGCGGCGAUCAUUCGUCAGCACCACCCGCUCGUUGCGCGUGCCCACUCCCGCUCGCAGGCCCAGAUUCGACGUCAGUCCCAGUAUUCCGCCAGCCAUUCCGGCCCCGUGGGCGUCUCGUCGCCGCUUCUCCGCCAGCAUUUCCGCCGUCCCAGCUCCAGCUGUGCCAGCCAGAGCGCAAAGCUUUCGGCUCUCUCCAGCCGCCGAACCCUAACCGGUUCCAGUCGCAACUACUGGGACAUCGGCGGCAGCGUUGACAGCGGCAGCGCCGUUGCACCCGUCGGAGCUGGUCUCGGUGCCUGGGGAGACGUCUAG